AGAUUCAAGUCGUGUCUCCCUUCGCUCAUUAUGGGCAACGUGAGGUCACUGGAUAAGAAAUGCCGAACUGACAGCUCUAGUGAGAGGAGAAAAUCUUUCCUGUGUGCAGUUUAAUGUGUUUCAUAGAGACCUGGCUGCAUGACGGUAGUCAUGACCAAGAGACAGAGUGGGGACCAGGAAGAAGCGAGGAGUGGGGGGUGCCAUUUUUAAAUAAGUGUCCAUGAUCAAUGAGUAUCAUAUUUUCAAUAAGUGGACACGUAACGGCCAAAGAAAGGAUUUGCAGCCCUGACAUCGAGCUGCUGGCCGUAGGCCUCCGUCCAUAACAUCUACAGAGUCCUGCAUACGUGGCAACACGUGGCUUGUGACGUCAUACAGUCUCCAACCUGCAGUGCAGACAUCCUGACGCUUUCUAUAUGAUCUCCGGUAACUUUAAUCACACCAGCCUCGACAAGUCACUUCCUACUUUCACUCAGUUUGUGAGCUGUCCCACCAGAGGUGAAUAGGCACUGGAUCUGAUGUAAACUAAUGUUAAGGAUGCCUACUCUUCCACUGCCCUCCCCUCUAUGGGAAAGUUGCAUCACAAUUUGAUUCAUCUGCUGCUCAAUACACACCUCAGGUCCAAAGGCAGCCUGCCACCAUUAAAACCGUUAAAAGAUGACAGAUGAGGACCGUGUCGCUCUGCAGAGCUGCUUUAAAGACACUGAUUGGGAGGCGCUCUGUGAAACUCACGGGGAGGACAUUGAUGGACUAACAGACUGCAUCACAGAUUAUAUAAAUUUCUUCAUGUAUGUACCUUUUCGCUGCUUUCCUAACAACAAUGGGUUACUUGUGACAUUAAAGUCAUGCUGAAUAAAAAGGAGAAAGCAUUCAGGUCAGGAGACAGGAAGGCAGCUAGGAGUGUCCAGAGAGCGCUGUCAGUCAAAAUUAGGGAGCGGAAGGAGGCUUACAGGAGGAAACUGGAACACAGAACUCAGAACAACAACACCAGGGAAGUGGGGAGGAGCAUGAGGACCUUCACCGGAUAAAAGGCCAGCAUCCAAGUGACUGAGAGGUUUGUGAAAAGGGCCAACAAACCUAACAAACAUAACCCCCCCACAUUGCUCAUUACACCGACAGGGCUCAUCCAACCGCUCCGCACACAUUCAGUGUAUACAGACCUUACAGUCAUGUUCAAUCAAGAGAUACAUACUAACCAUAAAUAAAUACAAAACAAAACCCAAAUGAAUAAAAAAGUCUUCAGUCUUAAGCAAUAUUAUUAAUGAUAAGAAUAAUAUUAUUAAUGAGAAGAAUAAAUAUAAACCCUUGUCUCCUGCACUGACAGUUUCAACUGUCUGGGAACAGCAAAACCAACCUUCGCCUGUGGGGGCAAUAAUGUCCCAUACGGGGUUUAGUGCUUUAACAGAGAAAAAAAGUAGAGCUCCGCAGCUCUGUGGUGUCCUCCAACACAUCUUCAAUCUGAGUUUACAGCUGGAGAGAGUUCCUCUUGGGUGGAAGAAGCCAUGCUUCGUGCCAGUGAAUAAGCAGCCACGUCCCAGAGUCCUCAACGACUACAGACCCAUGGCUCUGACCUCUCACAUCAUGAAGGCUUUUAAGAGGCUGAUCCUGAACUCCACGCAUUCUCUGGUCAAACCCUCAGGCGACCCCCUCCAGUUUGCAUAUCAAUCCCAUCUAGGAGUGGAUGACGCCAUCAUACAUCUGCUCCAUCACACCUACAACCACCUGGACCAGCCUGGCGCCUCAGUGAGCAUCAUGUUCUUUGGUUUCUCCAAUGCAUUUAACACCAUUCAGCCAGUGCUGCUGUGAGAGAAACUGAAGGACAUGCAGGUUGCACAACUCCUCUUCCCUCUUGGACUCCUGCGGACAUUCCCACCGUUUUCACGCCCUCUCCUGUUCAAUGUUGCCAAGGAGAUAUUCACGAGGAAAGGCACUGGGGCUGAUGAGUCUGUCCAUUCAUUUGUUUCUAGGAGGCUGGGAAAGGAGCUGGCAGAUAUCGCUGCAGACAGCCUGUGCCGGGGUGUGUUUGCUGGGGACUGCAGGAAGCUGAGUGUGCGCUCCUGUUUCCCUUUUUUGUUCGAAGCAGAGCAGCGGCGAGGUUCUCUGACCCUGGGACUGCUGCUGGACUCAGGUGCCCCUCCUGGCAUCCACCCUGGCCCCCUAGCCCAGAGAUCUAUUAGGGAGUCGUGGGCCCAGUGGUCCCUUAGGACGGGGGUGGAGACUCUCCCUGAAGCCAUCACAGAAUUCCUCCAGCAGAGCGGUAGAGCACAGCUUCACAAAGACGCAGCCGUUCAACACAUCACACCCUCCACCUCUGGCUGGAAGAUUUACAUGGAGGAUGGUGUCAUAUCAGCUGAUCACAUCAUCUCUGCACUGCCUGCCAAAGCCCUCUGCUCAGCCCUGCCCUCCUCCUGUCACUCCCUCAUCUGGGAGCUGCAGAACAUGUCCACAGCUACUGUUGCUGUGGUGAAUCUAGAGUAUGAUGGCUCCAUCCUGUCUAUGAGGGGGUUUGGUCACUUGAUUCCGUCCUCAGAGGAUCCAGGUUUACUUGGAGUGGUCUACGACUCUGAUUUCUUUCCUCAACACAACAGGCCAAGUGGACAGACGACUAGACUGACGAUUAUGUUGGGUGGGGCCUGGUUCCAGGAGGUGUUUGGGGACCCUGAACAUGUAAAGGAGGAGAGUCUGUUGACCAAAGCAACUGAAGCUGUGCGCUACCACCUGGGCGUUACUGCAACACCCAGCUGGAGUCGAGUGUCUGUUCAGAAGGACUGCAUACCUCAGUAUUACCAAGGACAUUUCCAGAGAGUGGAGUCCAGUCGCAGCUUCAUAAAGGAGAAAAAUCUCUCGCUGUCUUUGAUUGGUUCCUCAUACGAUGGCGUGUCAGUGAAUGAUGUCAUCUUUAGUGGACGAACAGCCGUGCAGGACUUGUUGGGAGGUGGAAUUUAAUGACUUAAUACACAGCCUUGAAUAGAGGCAUUGUGCUGACAUGGACAAUGGUUGUUUGACUCACCUGAAUGCUCACUACAAAUGUGUAGGCUGCAAUUCUGAUAGAGUCUGACAUUAGCAUCAAUGAUGGGGUUUCUUUGGUACCUCCAUCGGUACGCAAGCUGCAACUCGUUUCCUCACUGAGGUGAAUUUAUGUCACUUGAACCCUGCUGGGAUGUUUCCUGGUUAAAGCUGUAUAAUAAAAUUCUUAUAAUCAGCUUCUCCUUGAAUACCAAGGCUUUUAACAGUAAUAUUUAAUCUCUUUCAUCAUAUUGAGCUUUUGUCUUUUAAAUACAUGACAAUGAAUUCAUCCUUAUAAAUUUUAGUAUUUGAAAGUGAAACUAA
This is a messenger RNA of Betta splendens (Siamese fighting fish), 3327 nucleotides long. RefSeq names its product protoporphyrinogen oxidase (gene ppox). The coding region runs from base 1819 to 2943 and encodes 374 amino acids. Gene Ontology annotation, molecular function: protoporphyrinogen oxidase activity, oxygen as acceptor. Lineage: Eukaryota; Metazoa; Chordata; Actinopteri; Anabantiformes; Osphronemidae. Gene Ontology annotation, cellular component: mitochondrial inner membrane. The transcript has 10 exons. The record is from RefSeq and is a predicted model, not a curated record. Gene Ontology annotation, biological process: heme biosynthetic process.